This is a messenger RNA of Diabrotica virgifera virgifera (western corn rootworm), 267 nucleotides long. RefSeq names its product 60S ribosomal protein L23-like. The record is from RefSeq and is a predicted model, not a curated record. Bases 28 to 267 code for a protein of 79 amino acids. The transcript has a single exon. Gene Ontology annotation, molecular function: large ribosomal subunit rRNA binding; structural constituent of ribosome. Gene Ontology annotation, cellular component: ribosome; cytosolic large ribosomal subunit. Lineage: Eukaryota; Metazoa; Arthropoda; Insecta; Coleoptera; Chrysomelidae. Gene Ontology annotation, biological process: translation.
CAAAAUAAGUUCUUUCAACAAUACAAAAUGUUCAAGAGAGGACGUGGUGGUUCCGCGGGAGCAAAGUUUAGGAUCUCCCUUGCUCUUCCUGUAGGAGCAGUAACUAAUUGUGCAGAUAACACAGGAGCAAAGAAUUUAUAUGUUAGCGCUGUACAAGAUAUUGGUGGACGACUUAACCGUCUGCCAGCUGCAGGAUCUGGGGGCAUGAUUGUAGCCACAGUCAAAAAGGAUAAACCAGAACUCAGGAAAAAGUCAUGCCCGCAGUAG